Arachis ipaensis is the source of this 1561-nucleotide messenger RNA. Its product is annotated as forkhead box protein, putative (DUF1644). NCBI's taxonomy places the organism in Eukaryota, Viridiplantae, Streptophyta, Magnoliopsida, Fabales, Fabaceae. The record is from RefSeq and is a predicted model, not a curated record.
UCCAUGGUAGAGUACAGAAAGAGAGAGAGAGGGGUUGGUGUUGCUUCCCACGUCACCACUGAAGCCUUCAUUUUCGGAUUUUUGGAGAACGUGAGCGCCAAGAUCGGCCUUCCAUUCUUCUCCGAUUUCCCUUGCCACUUCCCCUCCUUCCCUAUCCCUCUUUCCAAAUUAACCAACCAACGAUUCAGUCCUCCCUCCCUUCGCAACGCUUUCGCUUCAUUCCAGUUCCUAAAUUUUGUAGAGAAAAUGGUAGAAUAUCAUUUUAGGGUGUUUCGACAUAACGGCAUUUGUGAAAAAGGCUUGUGGAGACCUCCAAUAACAAAGUGGUUCAGAUGGAAGGUAACUGAACAAUGAGCAGUAGAGGGAGACCUAGAAAAGGCCAUAGGUUCAGUUUGUAAAUGGCUAAAGUUGGUAAGACACGGUCCAAGUCCCAGUCUCAAGGUCGCAAGGAAACCCCAUAUAAUUUAUCUUGUGCACAAAAGAAUAUGAAAGAUGUUCAUGGAAAGAAGAGCUCCACCAAAUCAUCAGAGAAGAAGGAUUGGGAAGAUGCAACUUGCUCUGUGUGUAUGGAGGUCCCACACAAUGCGAUUCUUCUUCUUUGUUCAUCAUAUAACAAAGGUUGUCGCCCUUACAUGUGUGCUACUAGUCAUCGAUAUUCAAACUGUUUUGAGCAGUACAAGAAGGCCUACACAAAAGCAACUUCUGUUCAAAGUAUGCAGCUAGCAAUAGACAAUUCAAAUUUUGACUUAAGCGCAGGUGAACCUGAUGACAAUAGAGAAGUGCCUGAGCUUCUUUGCCCCCUUUGCCGCAGACAGGUGAAAGGUUGGACAGUGGUUGAAGCGGCUCGAGAGUCUCUGAAUGCCAAGAAAAGAAGUUGCAUGCAGGAUGAUUGCUCUUUCGUAGGGAAUUACAAGGAGCUCAGGAGGCAUGUUAAGUCUAAGCAUCCAUUUUCUCGACCAAGAGAGGUGGACCCUGUUCGAGAAGAAAAAUGGAAGAGGCUAGAGUGUGAAAGAGAACGGAAUGAUGUGAUCAGCACAAUUCUAUCUUCAACACCAGGUGCUAUGGUAUUGGGGGAUUAUGUGCUUGAGCCGAAUGAUCAUGCCUUUUAUAGUGAUGAGUAUGAUUCUGAAGAGGAAUAUUUGGAGGACGAUUUCUUCUCCAUGAGGCCAUUUGGUCUGGGGAGAAAUAGCCACAUUUUCUCCAACAUUAGGUACAAUCAGGACCGCGCUGCUGUUUCUUUCAAUGUUGAUCAUUUUGGUUUGCACAAUGUUGCACCUGCAGCUUCUGCUGCUGUCUCUGGACGAGGAAUCCACAGGCUACUGUUAGGGAGGUCUAGAAGACGACGGAGGCAUAGGAUGCCAAAUGCAGGCAGGUAAAUUCGGAGAUGAACUACAUAGAUAUGGGGAGUAAGCUUCGCUUCUGCAUUAGUGUGCCAGAUACCUUGGCAUGGCUUGUUUUGUUGCUAUGCCAAACGAUUUUUAUUAUUUAAUUAGCAGAGUAUAGCAGUUGAGACCCCGUUCUGGUUAUAUUACUAUCUCAUCUGUCAACUGAUAUUUGCAUC